AUGGCGUCUCAGCACCAGCAUGCGCUGGAUCCGCGGCUGGGGGUUGCUUCCCCGUCGACGCCUCUCGCGCCCCAGCAUCAACACCAACAUCAGCAGCAGCUUCACCCACAGCUCCAAUACGAACACCCGCCCCCGACCUCACAACAACACCCGAACGCCCACAUAGCACCUUAUGCUCAACCGAGCCCCCAAGCCUACUAUCCCACCUACCCACCCCCYCCUCAUGGACAAGGCAGUAGCGGAUCUCCUUCCCAACAAGCAAGUCCUUCAGUGGGCACCUUCCAGCAGCCACAACAACAACAACAAACUCCCGGAGAUGGCGGAGAGCACAGCGCCGACGACGGCGGGAAUGAGGGCGGGGGCAGUGACGAAGCUAAGAGACCUCGAGCGUGUGAAGCGUGUCGMGGGUUGAAGGUUCGUUGUGAUCAGGAUCCGCUCCAUCCAGACAUCCCUUGUCGACGCUGUCAAAAGGCCAAUCGUCCUUGCAUCAUCACCGCUCCCAGCAGGAAGAGGCAGAAGAAGGCAGACAAUCGUGUGGCCGAUUUGGAGAGAAAGCUGGAUGCCUUGACCGCUGUUCUCCAGCAGCAGCAACAGCAGCAGAUGAUGCAAUCCCCACAGCAGUAUGCUCCCAUGCAACAACCCAGUGCACCCCCAGCCGGUCCAUCGAUGCAGCCCCCGCAGAAACGCAGACGAAUUGAGGAUGGAUCGCCUUCUCAACAUCACGCUCGAUUUCCCUCCCUCGGUUCGGCAAUCGACGACAACAGCAAUGCCGCCAUUAUGCAGGCAUUUCCCAACUCGUACAUGAUGCCGCCGCGCUCGCAGGAAGAGCUUCUCAACCGCAUCCAUGCGCUUGUCAGUCCCGAAAUGGGUGUUGAAUUGUUUGAUCGCUACGUCGUCAAGCUCUCGCCUCACAUGCCUGCUGUUGUCUUCCCUCCUGGCACCACCGCCGAGCACAUCCGACAGGAAGCUCCCAUCUUAUACCUCUGCAUCCUUGCCGCUGCAUCCUCUGGAAUCCUCCCCACCGACAUCUCCAGCGAGCUCACGCGAGAGUCCAUCCGCAUCAUCGCAGAUUGUGUCGUGUGUAAUGGUGCCAAAUCGCUCGAGCUGAUCCAGGCCAUGCAAGUCACAGCCCUGUGGUACAAACCACCAGAAAAAGCCGAACAGACAAACUUCUACCAGAUUAUCCACAUGGCUGCCGUCAUGGCCAUUGACAUUGGGUUGGGAAAGAGAUUCAACGGUGGGAAAGCCAAGCGAGGACUGGGCGGAUCCACGGCUGAAUGUCCUCCUGGUGCCCAUGUGAUUUCGCCACAAAACUCGGACACGUUGGAGGCGAGAAGGGCAUGGUUGGGUUGUUACUACAUGUGUGCUAGCGCAUCAAUGGUCCUUCGCCGCCCAAACUUGGUCCACUGGAGCAACUACAUGAAAGAGUGUGUCGACAUCCUCGAAACCAGCCCGGAAGCAUCCCCUUCGGAUAAGAUGUUUUGUCAGCACAUCAAAAUCCAACACAUCUGCGAAGAGAUUGGUGUGCAAUUCCUCAUGGACGACAACACCGCCACCGUGAGCAUCACCGAUCCCAAAGUCACCUACACUCUCAAUGUGUUGGAGAAUGACCUCAAAGCGUGGAAGGACAACAUUCCGAACGAGUACAAAGACCAUCCAUCCAUGAUCUUCUUCGAGCAUGUUGCGAGUUUGUACUUGCAUGAGAUUGCGCUGCAUUUCAAUCAUAAUGUGGAAGACUUCCGCCUGCCAUUCACAGAGGAGAGUUUGAAGACCGUGCCCAGCAGCUCGGAAACUUUGACGCAACAUCAGGUCUCCGCUCUGAUAGCCUGCAGGACCGCGGCGCAUGGAAUCCUCGACACGAUGCUCGCCUUUGACAUCGACACCAUCAAAAGCCUGCCAAUGCUCAUCUACUUUGUGAGAUGUACCUAUAGCAUCGUCAUCCUGAUCAAAAUGCACGUGAGCGUUUCGACUCCGGGGAGUGAAUUGGCGAAGAUGAUGACUGCGAAGGAGUUGAGAGUCGAGUACUAUCUAGAUGGCUUGCUCGCCACGUUUGCCAGAGUCCACUCGGAGAAGGGUGAAGAAUUCCAUCAAUUUGGGAAGAUUCUACGGAUUACGAGUGUGUUGAGGGAGUGGUUUGUGCGGCACAAGGUCAAUGUUGAGGUUUCUGCUGGAGGGGGAGACUCUGCAUCUGAUCCACAGCAGAAGGUAGAAGGUUCUGGCGGCCCUGCGACCUACCCAAUGCCGCCGACACCUCUGGAUCUGCUCUCUCAAGCAGCGGCAGGAAAUCAGCGGCCUCUCGCUGCACAACAGAGGCCUUCUCAAGAGGGAGCGCCACCUCCAGCGUCAAUGGGCAACUGGUCUGCAAAUGGAUAUUCGUAUCCCAUGGACAGCCAUCCUGGCCAAUUCUCUCAACAGCAGAUUAUGGGCGGUGCUUACACCCCAACUCCUGUGGAUACGUCUACAUGGACUCCCGGCGAGGCUCCUUAUGGCAUCGACUGGGGCAGUGGGUUCCAACAAGCAAUGGAUCUGAAUCUCGGGGGAAUGGAGGGCUUAAAUGGAGGCGGGAUUGAUGGGCUGUUCUUCGGAGAUGGGAUCGUACCAUUUGGUAAUGGCGGAGGGCAUGCAGGUGGUUUCAACAGCGGAGGAGAGUUUUGA
Messenger RNA from Ramularia collo-cygni, 2655 nucleotides. RefSeq lists its product as uncharacterized. NCBI's taxonomy places the organism in Eukaryota, Fungi, Ascomycota, Dothideomycetes, Mycosphaerellales, Mycosphaerellaceae. Gene Ontology annotation, biological process: regulation of DNA-templated transcription. Gene Ontology annotation, molecular function: DNA-binding transcription factor activity, RNA polymerase II-specific; zinc ion binding; transcription cis-regulatory region binding. Gene Ontology annotation, cellular component: nucleus. The record is from RefSeq and is a predicted model, not a curated record. The coding region runs from base 1 to 2655 and encodes 884 amino acids. The transcript has 2 exons.